CUUUGCCCGCCCCACUCCAAGUGCCGAGCUUCCUCAAGAAACCCACCCAUGUCGUCCCCCCAGCCGAUCAACACCCUCGAGGAUGUGCGCGGCCUGCUGGCUGAGCACCCCGACUUCCCCUGUCCUGGCGUCCUCUUCCAGGACAUCUUCCCAAUUUUCCAUCAUCCGGCGGCGGUACGCAUUGUGGUCAAUGAGCUGGUCCGGCAGAUCUCCGAGCACUUCGGGCAAGUGGAUGCGGUGAUUGCCCUGGACGCGCGGGGGUUCCUCUUCGGGCCGCUGGUGUGCCAGCAAUUGGACAUCCCCUUCAUCCCGGUGCGCAAGGCCGGCAAGCUUCCCGGGACCGUCAUCGAGCGCAGUUCCACCAAGGAGUACGGUGCCGAUGUGUUGGCCAUCCCGGCCGGGGCUGCGGCCGCCUGCACGGGCGCGAUCGCGACCGGUCGCCAGCCACGUGCCGUUGUCCUGGACGACCUGCUGGCCACUGGCGGGACGGCCGCCGCGGCGGUGGCCCUCACCCGGGAGGCCGGCUUCGAGGUGGCCGGCUUCGCGGUCAUGGUCCUGCUGACGGAGCUCUGGGCUCCGCUGGCUGCCGGGAAGAUCACCGCCGCGGGCCUGACCGAGGACCAAGUGCUGGCUCUCUUCCGGAUUUGAUGCCCUGUUUGGGGCGAAUUUUCCCUGUCCCCCCCCCCCCCCCC
This is a messenger RNA of Fonticula alba, 692 nucleotides long. RefSeq lists its product as hypothetical. The transcript is spliced from 2 exons. Bases 49 to 648 code for a protein of 199 amino acids. Gene Ontology annotation, molecular function: AMP binding; adenine phosphoribosyltransferase activity; adenine binding. Lineage: Eukaryota; Rotosphaerida; Fonticulaceae. Gene Ontology annotation, cellular component: cytoplasm. The record is from RefSeq and is a predicted model, not a curated record. Gene Ontology annotation, biological process: adenine salvage; AMP salvage.